This is a messenger RNA of Alternaria incomplexa, 552 nucleotides long. RefSeq lists its product as uncharacterized. Bases 1 to 552 code for a protein of 183 amino acids. Lineage: Eukaryota; Fungi; Ascomycota; Dothideomycetes; Pleosporales; Pleosporaceae. The record is from RefSeq and is a predicted model, not a curated record. The transcript has 2 exons.
AUGCAGUUCAAGAACCUCGCUCUCCUUACUGCCGUUGCUGGCACUGCUGUCGCAGAAUUCGCUAUCAUCACCACACCGUUCCCCACCAACCUCAACAUUCUCACCGAUAUCGACGGUUACGCUUCGUCCGUGUUGAACGUAGUCGAGACGGGCCUCGCAUCCCUCACGCAAGCCUCCAACCUUGCUGCCGCCAAAUCCGCUCACGAUGGUCUCAAAUCCUUCGUUGCUACCGCUUCAUACUCGAUUCCUAGCGGCGUCACCGAAGUCGGUGCGCUCGAGACCCUCUCUGAGACACCGGCCUGGUACAGCGCGCUUCCCAGCGAUGUGAAGAGCUACUACGACAAGUACAACCAAGAGGUUCAGAGGCUGGUCAACCAGGCUAUCCUCGGCGAGAACGGCACUCUUGCUACUACUACUGGAGCGGGUGCCAGUGGUGCGUCCGCGACAGGUGCGAGUGCAUCUGCGACCGGAACCGGUGCCGCCAUGGCCAACGUCGUUGGCGUGAUGGGCGCUGGUUUUGCUGCCGCGUUCGCCGGUGUCAUGGCCUUGUAA